Molecule: messenger RNA, 2136 nt
Organism: Phlebotomus argentipes
Lineage: Eukaryota; Metazoa; Arthropoda; Insecta; Diptera; Psychodidae
Gene: vnd
Product: homeobox protein Nkx-2.2a
Exons: 3
Coding region: 272-1354 (360 amino acids)
Biological process (GO): cell differentiation; regulation of transcription by RNA polymerase II
Cellular component (GO): nucleus
Molecular function (GO): RNA polymerase II cis-regulatory region sequence-specific DNA binding; DNA-binding transcription factor activity, RNA polymerase II-specific
Source: RefSeq, a predicted model, not a curated record
AGAUCAGUUCGAUUGUGAUUAGUCGAUGGAGUGAACAGGCCAAUGCGCCUCGCGCUGGUAAUCUUCCAAUAAAUUACGAAUUACCUGAAAACGCAGGAGUUUUUCUUCGCACUUUUCACCUUUGCCAUUUGAGAGAAUGUCUCAAACACUGUGAAUUUUUUGUCGCUUCUUUAACGCGAAGUGCGCGCCGUGAAGAGUGCUUUAAAUAUUGCGUAAUUUUCGCGAGAAAAACAAUAUUUGCAAUUUGCGUGAAGUUCGGAAAAGGCGCAAAAUGUGCAGCAACAACAUCGGUCACGGCGGCUAUGCAACAGGAUACGACGACUACUAUGAUUACUACAAUCACAUAAUUCCUCCCACGGAAUACGUGCCGAAUCACGAUCCGUGCAAUCUAGAGAUUCUGGAUAGCAUGAAAAAUCGACCAUCCUUCCAAAUCAGUGACAUUCUCGGCCUUCAGCCCAAGGAUGGCAUCACGGACUCAAAUGGCAAUCAAGCACCGCACCAGACAGCAGCCCUGCCGCCUCAUCCGCACCACAAUGGGCUGCUGGAUCCUGUGCCAGGCACCUUCAUCCCACCCGCAGCCAACGGCGCGCUCUUCGGCGAGUCUGGCCACUAUCAGAACAUGUUCCACGCCGCCACCCGCUCCUGGACCACCCCUCUAGACAGCAAUAACGAUCAAUACGGCAUUCCUCAGCAAGCCAGUCCAGACAGUACGUCUCCUGUCGCGUCGGAAUUGUCCUACACACCUCUUGGGGCUUGCUCUAAUUCAUCGAAUGUGGCCGACUCGUCCAACAACAGCAAAAUCAUCAAUCUGGACGAGACGUCCCAGCAGCAGAAUCACAACACCACAACUAGUCACAUGACGGAGGAGUGCGGCGACGAGGAGAUCCUCGACGAUCACGAGGAGGUGGGCGAUCUGAUGGGCGCGCAGAACACCACGGGCGCCCUGAAGAAGCGGAAAAGGCGCGUGCUGUUCUCCAAGCAGCAGACAUUCGAGCUGGAGCGACGGUUCAAGCAGCAACGAUACCUCUCCGCGCCCGAGCGCGAGCACCUGGCCAGUCUGAUUAGGCUGACGCCGACGCAGGUGAAGAUCUGGUUCCAGAAUCACAGGUACAAGACCAAGAGGGCGCAGAACGAGAAGGGCUCGCUGGACGGCUACCAGACGCACCCGCCCACCACCAUGCAAUCCCCACGGCGAGUGGCCGUGCCGGUGCUGGUGCGCGACGGCAAGCCGUGCCUAAAUGGGGCGAAGCACCAGGAGCACCCCAGCGCGCACAUGGUGCUGCCCCACGCCGGCUACCAGCAUCCCACCCUCAUCCCGCACGCCCAGAACCACGGCCGAGGCGUGUGGUGGUAGGCGCGCCCGCGGCAUGGCCAUCAACUCCACUUGGCGCCCGACUUAGGGAAGUAGACUAACUUCUAAGCCCUAUCCCAACACAUAAUUUGUACAUAGGAAACCAAUUCAACCUUGUGUAAUUACGUUGUAGUAUAAUUUCUUAGUUUAAACAUCUGAUUGACCACCCAAAAUCAUACUUUCAGUAUUUAGCCAAUAAUUCAAUCUUCUCUUGGGUACCAAACAAUUGUAGUAAAUCGAAUUUCAACCCCUGCUCGAGUGACUGUAGCAUGCGAAAGUACUUGUGAAGCACAAUCCUGUAUACAGAAAAAAAACAUAUUUCCUCAGUGUUUGCGUGUAUUUGUGAGUCCACCCUCCAAAUUUAUGAAUUUCCGCUCAUCAAUAAUACCACUUUUCCGGUACUUUCGAGACACAGCACACUCACUUCUGGACAAUUCCUCUCGUGGCAUUGCUUGGGAGACGCGUUUCGUGGGGUGUAUAAUUGAGCAAUGCAGGGAUUGUGUCCCAUUUCGAGAGAUAAUUUAUCGUAUUUCAUAUAAAAACUAGCGCAUUCCAAUUUUCGGCAAUAGGCAUUUUUCCAUCCCAAAUGAUUAAGGAAAAAAAAACAUUGUAAAUUAACUGGAGAGUUUAAGGUUAAAUAUCACCUGUUUAUUGUCUUUAGGUCCAACAGCUAGAAAUAUUUAAUGUGAAUAGAUGAUGUGAGAGAAAAUAAAGAGAGAGAAAAAGGAAUUAUUUAUUGCGAUUUAUUAUAUGAAUUUAGAGCAAAUAUAAACGUGAAAAAUUAA